This is a messenger RNA of Camellia sinensis, 1944 nucleotides long. RefSeq names its product xyloglucan 6-xylosyltransferase 2. NCBI's taxonomy places the organism in Eukaryota, Viridiplantae, Streptophyta, Magnoliopsida, Ericales, Theaceae. Gene Ontology annotation, cellular component: endosome; trans-Golgi network; membrane. Gene Ontology annotation, biological process: xyloglucan biosynthetic process. Gene Ontology annotation, molecular function: xyloglucan 6-xylosyltransferase activity; hexosyltransferase activity; UDP-xylosyltransferase activity. The record is from RefSeq and is a predicted model, not a curated record.
AAAGAUUUGGACAAAAAAUGAUGAAAUAAUUUUCGUGUCGGACACCCCUCUGUUUUUCCUCUCUUUCUCACACUCUGUCUCUGAAUUUACCUCCAUUGUAUCAGCUCUCUCUCUUCACCGACGCCGAGAAGACAAAAUCCCCACUCAAACCCUAAAAUACAUUUCCAAAACCCAAUUCAUCAAUCAAACCCAAUCCCCAAAAAAUUUCGAACCCCACCAUCAAUCAAUUCAAAUAGAACCCAAUUCCCCACUUUCCUUUUCCAUGUCCACAACCUAAAAUCCCUUCAAUCCCCACCUCUUUCAGGACCUCACUUUCCCCAAAUCCAUCACCGAAUCCCUCUAUUCAACCCAAAAAAAAUAUAAAAAAAAAUGCUAGGCCAGUUCUUCGGGGCUCGCCGGCUAUGGAAAAUCAAGAGAAUCCUCCGAAACGGUAAGCUCACUCUUCUCUGUCUCGUCCUCACGGUGGUCGUAAUCCGCGGCAAUCUCGGCGCCGGCAAGUUCGGCACCCCACAACAAGACCUCAACGAGAUCCGCGAGCGCUUCUACUCCGGCCGCCGCGUCGAGCCCCGCCGUGUCCUCGAAGAAGCCCAAUCCACCACCGCCACCGGUACCGGUACAGACUUGGACAACAGUUACGCCACAUUCGACAUCAAAAAGAUCUUGGUAGACGAAGGCGAGGACGAAAAGCCUGAUCCAAACAAGCCCUAUAGCCUCGGACCCAAGAUCUCGAAUUGGGACGAGCAGAGAGGUGAAUGGCUUAAACGAAACCCUAAUUUCCCUAAUUUUCUCAGACCCAAUAAACCUAGGGUUCUGUUGAUUACUGGGUCGUCGCCCAAACCGUGUGAAAACCCGGUUGGGGAUCAUUACUUGUUGAAGUCAAUUAAGAACAAGAUUGACUAUUGUAGGUUACAUGGGAUUGAGGUUUUUUACAAUAUGGCUUUGUUUGAUGCUGAAAUGGCCGGGUUUUGGGCGAAACUACCGUUGAUUCGGAAGCUUUUGUUGUCUCACCCGGAGGUUGAGUUUUUAUGGUGGAUGGAUAGUGAUGCUAUGUUUACCGAUAUGGCUUUUGAGGUCCCGUGGGAGAGGUAUAAAGAUCAUAAUUUGGUGAUGCACGGUUGGGAUGAAUUGGUGUAUGAUCAGAAGAAUUGGAUUGGAUUGAAUACAGGUAGUUUUUUGUUGAGGAAUUGUCAGUGGUCAUUGGACCUUCUUGAUGUUUGGGCUCCAAUGGGUCCGAAAGGGAAAGUUAGGGAAGAAGCUGGUAAGAUACUCACUAGGGAGCUCAAGGAUAGGCCUGUUUUUGAAGCUGAUGAUCAGUCAGCUAUGGUUUAUCUGUUGGUGACACAGAAGGAUAAGUGGGGUGAGAAGGUGUAUCUUGAGAGUUCUUAUUAUUUGCACGGUUAUUGGGGCAUUUUGGUGGAUAGGUAUGAGGAGAUGAUUGAGAAUUACCAUCCUGGUCUUGGUGAUCAUAGAUGGCCUCUCGUGACCCAUUUUGUUGGUUGCAAGCCUUGUGGGAAGUUUGGGGAUUAUCCAGUGGAGAGGUGCUUGAAGCAAAUGGAUCGCGCAUUCAACUUUGGGGAUAAUCAGAUUCUGCAAAUAUAUGGGUUUACACACAAGUCACUAGCAAGUCGGAGGGUUAAGAGAACGAGAAAUGAGACGAGCAAUCCUCUUGAAGUCAAGGAUGAGCUUGGUUUGCUUCACCCGGAAUUUAAAGCUGUUAAAUUAUCGUCUUCUUGAGGGGGCACACGGAGGUGAUUACCUUGAAAUCAUACAUUAUGAUUCUUUUGUGCACUUUUAGGGUGUAUACAUGUUCUUUUGUAUUUUGGUACUAUUUUUAACUAGUGGUAGCUCUGGUUAUGUAUUACAUAUUUAACUCAAUCCUUUGUGUUACUACUAGUCUUUAAAUCAUAUUGAUUUUGAAUGGAAAGCAAAGUCUAAUUUGUGCCA